AUGGCCUCACAACCCACUCCUCAGGAUUUGAAAGGACUGGCUCAGCGCAAAAGACAAGGAUUCUUCUCACCAGAGGUGGCGGAACUUAUUUUCCCUCCAUUGAAAGUUGGAUUUUGGGCUGGAACUGCAGGAGUAUUAGCUGGCGUUGGUGGUGCUAUUGCCAGAGAUACGAGUCCAGUGAUUAGUGGUUCCGUCACUGGGAUACAAUGGUUUACUCUUGGGACCACUUUCUGGUUCUCUAGGAGCCUCGCUAUGCGAGCAUGGGGCAACCAGGAAGUGACGCGGCAAUCUGACAGAACUAUAAUAAGCGCAAUCGCCGGGACAACCACCGGUGCUGUAUCGGGGCUGUUGCGUGGUCCUACAAAGAUCAUACCAGCUAUGAUCAUGUGGGGGUUAAUGGGUGCUGGAGGACAGAUGCUGGUACAUCGUCAUGAAGCCAACCAGAUGAAACCCAAAAUAGAAAACGGCCCCGGUUUCUGGUCUCGACUGAACCCGCUAAGGAAGCUGACGGAUGAAGAGUACAUGGACAUGAUGAGGGAGAAGAAGCUCAAACUGGACGUUGACAUUUCGCUAAUCGACGACCGGAUCGCAGAACUGAGGGCAAUGGAACACAAGGCCCGGGAAGCCGAGCGUGCCAUACCGCCACAGCAAAAUUGA
This is a messenger RNA of Cordyceps militaris CM01, 657 nucleotides long. RefSeq lists its product as uncharacterized. The record is from RefSeq and is a predicted model, not a curated record. The transcript is spliced from 4 exons. Lineage: Eukaryota; Fungi; Ascomycota; Sordariomycetes; Hypocreales; Cordycipitaceae. Bases 1 to 657 code for a protein of 218 amino acids.